Messenger RNA from Dalotia coriaria, 1733 nucleotides. Its product is annotated as lipase member K-like. Bases 211 to 1518 code for a protein of 435 amino acids. The transcript is spliced from 4 exons. The record is from RefSeq and is a predicted model, not a curated record. NCBI's taxonomy places the organism in Eukaryota, Metazoa, Arthropoda, Insecta, Coleoptera, Staphylinidae.
UCACGACAACAUAAUAAUACCGAGUUUACGACGUUCAUGGCUAUUCAUCAUUAUCAGCAGAAUAAUUAUCAGCUUUAAUAAAGUAAACUGAGAUUAUGAACAUAAACAGGUUCAAAUAUUUAAGAAAAACACGUAUACUAUGAGCAUGUUUUUUUAUAGAAAUUAAAAAAACUCAAAAAUAAAAAAAAAACGUAUAACUAGUCUGACAAGAUGAGAGCAUUAACUUUAACGUUGAUUUUUCUACUGCAAUACCAGUAUUUAUCUGGUCAAGCUUCAAACUGGAAGAAUGCUUGCCCAAAUUGGUUGCAGUAUAAUUUUCGUUGGUUUUUACCACAGUGCUUCUACAAUCCAGACGUGUCAGGUGAAAUAACGGAUAUUGUUCAAAGAUAUAAGUACCCAGCAACAGAAUACAAUGUAACCACAUCAGAUGGUUAUAUUUUGGUACAAUUCAGAAUUGGUGAUCCCAAUGGACCAACAAUUCUAGUUAUACAUGGAAUCUACAUGAAUCCCAUGGGUUGGACCUUGGUAGGUAAAGAUUCCCUAGCGUUUGUUCUGGCUGAAGCAGGGUAUGAUGUUUGGUUGGUCAGUUUAAGAGGAACCAGAUAUACCAAACACGAAAGUCUUACUCAGGCAGAUCCCAAGUAUUGGGAGUUCACGCCUCAUGAAAUGGGCACCAUAGAUCUCCCAGCAAUAAUAGAAACAGUAAGCACUGAAAAUGGUGGAAAACCAAUAACACUCCUACCAUUCUCCAUGGGUUCUACAUGUUCCUUAAUCUACACCUCAACGAUGCCAGACCAUGUUGCACAACACAAUGUAAUUUUACAAGUCCACAUCGCACCUAUAGCUUACAUGGACAGAGUAUCUUCCAUUGUUGGAUUAGGUCCAUAUAUUGGUUGGUCAAGAAUAAGCGCACAACUUAAAAAAUCCGGCACAUAUUACGUGCUGAAACCUUCAGAUCAAUCAAGACGAACAGCUACACUAGCCUUCCUACCAACAACCGCUAAUGUACGGGGUUUCUGGCUAAUAAUGGGAAGCAUAUUUGGAUUUUCAUGUCAACUUAAUCCUGCAACACUCGCCGCGACAGUUUUAAAUGGCGGUGAUACAAUAUCUGUUUAUGUUAUGGAUUUUUACGUGCAAAUUAUGCAAACAUCAAAGUUUGCAGCGUUGGAUUAUAAAGACCCAGCUAUGAAUCAGGAACAUUAUGGGUCGGACACUCCUCCAGAGUAUGAUCUAUCAAAAAUUGAUAUUCCUACAACGUUGAUUUAUGCAUUAAAUGAUGCAAUGGCUACCAAAAAGAAUGUUGAGAGAUUACACAGCGAAUUGACUACCAACACUUGUUUAAAACCUGUUCCUAUGAGUGGGUUUACUCAUCAAGAUUUUGUAAUCGCAAAAGAUGGCAGAAAGUUACUAUAUCAACCAUUGGCAGAUGAAUAUUUAAUAGGAAGAUGCCCCGAUGCUACAAUCACAAAUUGUUUAACAAAUUAUUUUGCAAAUUUACGCAGAAAUGAAAAUGAAUAAUUUUUAAACCUUUUAUAACCUUUUAUUGAACCAAUAUUGGUUUCUAAUAAACGGUUAGCUCGCAUGUUUCCCGAUCAUAAACCUAUAAAUUUAAUAUAUUAAAUCCACGUGUUGUUUAGACUAAAAGACUGAAUAUUGGUAAUGUUCGUAGUAAAAUCGAUUGAAUGCGCUGGAUGCCAUUGAACUAUUAAUAAAUUAUUCGCUAUAAAUCAAAA